This is a messenger RNA of Penicillium cosmopolitanum, 894 nucleotides long. Its product is annotated as Survival protein SurE-like phosphatase/nucleotidase. NCBI's taxonomy places the organism in Eukaryota, Fungi, Ascomycota, Eurotiomycetes, Eurotiales, Aspergillaceae. Bases 1 to 894 code for a protein of 297 amino acids. Gene Ontology annotation, molecular function: nucleotidase activity. The transcript is spliced from 4 exons. The record is from RefSeq and is a predicted model, not a curated record.
AUGCGAGUCAACGUUCUCUCUGCACUUGUCGGGUCUCUUGCUCUCGCAAAGUCUUCCUUGGCAGUCAAUAUCAUCUCAUCGAAUGAUGAUGGCUGGGCGGAAGUGAACAUUCGCGCCUUCUUUGACGCUUUAACAGAGGCCGACCACUCAGUUGUUGUCGCGGCGCCUGCAGAGAACCAGAGUGGAAAAGGAUCCUCUCAGGGUACUCCGACGACACUUGAUGAGGCGUGCGAGUUCAACAGCUGCCCUUCUGGUAGUCCGGCUGUGGGGCAUAAUGCCUCAGAGCCUCGUCUGAAUUAUGUCAAUUCUUACCCUGCAACUUCAAUGAAGUAUGGUAUCAACUCGAUCGGUCCUCAAUUUUUCGAUGGCUCCCCCCGAUCUUGCGGUCGCGGGACCAAAUUUUACAUCUCCGGGACGGCUGGAGCAGCUACCUACGCGGCGCAUUAUUCUGGCAUUCCUGCGAUCGCAUUUUCUGGAGCGACUGGCUCUCAGACAGCUUGGAACGCCUCUUCAACCUAUCCCAAUUAUAGCCAAGUCUAUGCAGAUGCGGCCACCAACCUCACCAACCACCUUAUCGCGGCCGGGAAGCCUUACCUUCCAAAUGAUAUUUGGCUGAACGUCAACUUCCCGUCUGUUUCGGACUCCGAGUGCACAAAAGCCGAAGACAUUUCUUUUGUGUUGUCGCGCAUUCAUGUUGCGGUACCUCUAAUCACACCGGACGAUGUAACUACUUGUGGUGGAGAUCGACUGCCAAGCGAGAUUGGAGUCUCUUUGACCUCGGGAUGUUAUGCAAGUGUGUCAGUUGGCAUGGCAGGUACCAAGGGAGAUGCAAACGCCACUAUGCAGGAGAUUGUUCUGAAGAAAUUCAGCAACCUGCUCACUUGCCUACCUUGA